CUCGAGCCCCUGCCCAACGGUCUCUGUGGGGGUCCGCAUCUCGCGGCUGAUCUGCGGGCAACGCAAACGACAGACGACAAUUCAUCACCACCAGAGGCAUUCAGGGCGAUGUAUGCGACAAGAUAUGCUACCAGCAUCGAGAAGGUGGAAGCUUGGGAUCCCCAGAUGGAGGCCAAUAUUUCAGGCCGUCAGAUGGAAUCGCUAUGCCACAACUUCUACUGCUGUUGACUCUGCGACUCCUGCCCCUGUAAAAUUUCCACUAAAGAUACGACUACGUCAGUACCAAGAAGAAUGCAUACAAGCUGUACUUGACCACAUUGAUAAAGGCCACAAACGAAUGGGCAUUUCUCUGGCCACCGGAAGUGGGAAAACUGUAUGUUUUGCGGUAUGAGCGUGCAAGAGUACAAUGGUUACUAACACCUGCCCAGGUAAUCUUCACCCAGCUUAUAGGCCGAAUCAAGCCCCAUACAAAAGAAGCGACCCAAACAUUGAUUCUCGCCCAUCGCAAAGAGUUGGUUGAGCAGGCUGCUCGUCAUUGUAUCAAUGCCUACCCCACGAAAUCCGUCGAAAUCGAGAUGGCUUCGAGUCUCGCGAGCGGCCAUGCCGAUAUAACAGUCGCAAGCAUAUACAGUAUUAUAUCCGGCGAUCGACUGGCCAAAUUUGAUGCCGAUCGCUUUAAACUUGUGCUUGUCGACGAAGCACAUCAUAUCGUUUCACCAGGGUAUCGGAAGGCGCUGGAACAUUUUGAUUUGGGGCAGAAAAUGGUCACGUCUCCUGCUCUUGUUGGAGUUUCGGCAACACUCUCACGAUUUGAUGGACUUAAGUUGGGCUCUGCUAUUGACCAAAUCGUUUAUCAUAAGGACUAUAUCGACAUGAUUGGAGAAAAGUGGCUGUCAGAUGUCAUGUUUACCACUGUACACACCAAGGCAGAUAUAUCCAGAGUUCAAAGGGCUCCUAAUGGCGAUUUCAAGCCCAAUGAACUCUCAAAAGUGGUUAACACCGAAUCAGUAAACAAAGUUACUGUGUUGAGUUGGCUCACUAAAGCAAAAGGGAGAAAAUCUACCCUGGCGUUUUGUGUUGAUAUUUCCCACGUACAUGGGCUGGUCAGUACUUUUCGAAAGUACGGCAUAGACGCUCGUUUUAUCCUUGGUGAAACCAAGAAGACCGAACGCAGUGACACGUUAGAUGCCUUUAAACGUGGGGAGUUUCCGGUGCUCGUUAAUUGUGGCGUUUUCACAGAGGGUACUGAUAUCCCAAAUAUCGAUUGUGUGAUAUUGGCACGUCCUACAAAAUCUCGUAAUCUACUUGUUCAGAUGAUUGGUAGAGGAAUGAGGCUACAUCCAGGGAAAAAGAACUGCCAUAUCAUAGAUAUGGUGGCAAGUCUGAACACUGGAGUUAUUACUACGCCCACCCUAUUUGGUCUCGACCCUUUGGAAGUGGUUGAGGGAGCAACUCCAGAGGAUAUGGAAGAAAUCCGUGAUCGUAAUUUGGACGAAGAACUCGAGAAUGAUUCAAUUAAACCGGAAUUUCCUCCUUCUAAAAUAACAGAUCAAUCGCCAGUGUCGAAUAUUGUUACGUUCACGGAUUACGACAGCAUUUUUGACCUUCUUGAAGACAUUUCCGCUGAACGACAUGUUAGACUCCUAUCGCCAAACUCCUGGAUAAAUGUUGGACCAGACCGCUACGUUCUGAGCAGCGGUAAAGGCAAUUCCUAUGUCAAAAUAGAACUAGUCCUCGACGACGAGACAGACACGAAAAUGUUCCUCGUCACCGAGUUGGCAACGCUCAUCUACGGAAAUUCGAACUCCCCAUUAGCAAGACCACGCACAAUAGCAAAAUGUCUGACCUUUGAAGACGCAGUCCAUGCGGCAGACACCUUCGCGUCCAAGAAAUACAUCCCCCAGCUCAUCCUACGGAAUCAACCAUGGCAAAAUGCCCCCGCCACAGAGGGCCAGCUCAAAUUUCUGAACAAAUUACGGACCAGUGAUAAUUUACUCACUCCGGCCAUGAUUACCAAAGGGAAGGCUGGGGAAAUGAUUACCAAGUUGAGACAUGGUGCUCGUGGAAGAUGGACGAAACAUCAGCAGCGCAAGGAGAGAGAGAUGAAGGCGAAAAUCAGAGCGGAAAAUGAACGGGAGUUGAAGGAGAGGGAGAAGGUUAGCGUUGGGCCUCUGAAGGCUUGA
Hymenoscyphus albidus is the source of this 2183-nucleotide messenger RNA. The record is from the annotation of a GenBank genome assembly. NCBI's taxonomy places the organism in Eukaryota, Fungi, Ascomycota, Leotiomycetes, Helotiales, Helotiaceae.